Molecule: messenger RNA, 7530 nt
Organism: Alligator mississippiensis (American alligator)
Lineage: Eukaryota; Metazoa; Chordata; Crocodylia; Alligatoridae
Gene: SLC13A5
Product: solute carrier family 13 member 5
Exons: 12
Coding region: 62-1819 (585 amino acids)
Biological process (GO): citrate transport; monoatomic anion transmembrane transport
Cellular component (GO): membrane
Molecular function (GO): sodium:dicarboxylate symporter activity; citrate transmembrane transporter activity; succinate transmembrane transporter activity
Source: RefSeq, a predicted model, not a curated record
CCGUCCCGUCCCGUCCCGUCCUGCCCCGCCGCCCGCUCGCUCCGCUCCGCUCCCGCAGACGAUGGUCCGGCGCUGGGCGAGGUCGCUGCUGCCCUGCAAGUCCUUCGCCCUCCUGCUGCUGCCGCCGCUGCUGCUCCUGCCGCUGCCGCUCGCCCUCCGCAGCCUGGAGGCCAGAUGUGGCUAUGUCAUCAUCCUCAUGGCUGUGUACUGGUGCACAGAGGUUAUCCCCUUGGCUAUUACUUCUCUGCUCCCGGUUGUAUUAUUUCCUCUGUUUGGCAUCCUGGAGUCUAAAGAGGUGUGCAUGCAGUACCUGAAGGACACCAACAUGCUCUUUGUCGGGGGCCUGAUUGUAGCCGUGGCCGUGGAGCACUGGAACCUGCACAAACGCAUUGCACUGAGGGUCUUGCUCAUCGUCGGAGUCAAGCCUGCACUCUUAAUGCUGGGGUUUAUGGGAGUCACUGCCUUCCUCUCCAUGUGGAUAAGCAACACUGCCACUACUGCCAUGAUGGUUCCUAUCGUCCAGGCUAUCUUGGAGCAAAUGUACAGCACUGAGCAGGAGCUGGCAGAGCAACCUGUUGGGCAAACCAAUGUCACGAUCGAGCUGGAAGAAAAAAAUGGAGCGAACAUGGUGGGGGUGCAAGUCAUAAGUAAUGGGCACAUCUCUGACGACCCCACAGCAUAUAAGGAAAGCCAAUUAAAGAAGCGCACCUGCAAGGGGCUGAUACUGUGCGUGUGCUACGCUGCCAGCAUCGGAGGAACUGCAACGCUUACAGGAACAGGGCCAAACCUGGUGUUGAAAGGCCAGAUGAAUGAAUUGUUCCCCAGAAAUGGUGAUACUGUGAAUUUUGCUUCCUGGUUUGGAUUUGCCUUCCCUAACAUGAUUCUGAUGUUGAUAUUAGCUUGGCUUUGGCUCCAGUUUUCAUUCAUGGGACUCAAUUUGAAACGGACCUGGGGCUGUGGGAUGGAGAGGACCGACAAAGAGAGAGCUGCAUUCAAUGUGCUUAAGUUAGAGCUCCAGAAACUGGGCUCCAUCUCCUUCGCAGAAUUCAACGUCCUCAUGAUAUUUGUUCUUUUGAUUCUCCUGUGGUUUACACGUGACCCCGGUUUCGUUCCUGGCUGGGCCACCUACCUCUUCAACAGGAAAUCAGAGUUUGUCACUGAUGCCACGGUCGCUAUCUUCAUUGCACUGUUACUGUUCAUCGUUCCGGCAACUAAACCCAAGCUCUUCUGCUGUAAUCGAGAUAGCUUUGAUCCUGAACAGAGGGAGCGAGCUAUGAAAGAGCCGUUCUGGCCAGCCCCCUUGCUAGAGUGGAAGGUGGUUCAGAGAAGGCUGCCCUGGAGUAUUGUGCUGCUGCUCGGAGGGGGCUUCGCCUUGGCCCGUGGAAGUGAAGCUUCCGGUCUUUCAAGAUGGUUGGGUCAACAGAUGUCACCACUAAGCAGUGUUCCUGCCUGGGCCAUUGCAGUGAUACUUUCAUUUGUUACCGCUGUCUUCACCGAAUGCACCAGUAAUGUAGCAACGGCCACCCUCUUCAUGCCUAUCUUUGCAUCCUUGGCACAGUCCAUCAAGGUCAAUCCUUUGUACAUCAUGAUCCCUGGCACUCUCAGCGCCUCUUUUGCCUUCAUGCUACCUGUGGCAACUCCACCGAAUGCGAUAGUGUUUUCAUACGGUCACCUCCGUGUUGCAGACAUGGCUAAAACAGGAUUCAUCAUGAACAUUCUUGGAGUCCUUUGUGUCACUUUGGCCAUCAAUACUUGGGGACGCCCCCUGUUUGACUUGGACACCUUUCCAUCUUGGGCCAACAUCACGUCUGGAAAGUGAGCAUUGAAGAACGUCUUGGAAAGAUGAACUUGAAUACUGUUUUCUCAUUGCCCCGAGACCUGUGCAGCGCCUUAUCGGCAGUGCAGAUGCUGCAUUAGAUGAAUAUAACAUCGUGGGGCCCAAAUUUCUGGUCAGGCACCAACCAACUUGAAAUCAUUCCACUGAGCCGUGAGGACAGCUUCUGCAGAGAUCUCUGAGGAGCUGUGAUGGUAACACGCUUGUUGUGAUGGACUGAUUCAUGUGUGUUUCCAAGCAAGUGGGACGGUAGCGCCCGAUUUUAUUUAACGAUAAUAAAGAGUUGAAAGGCUGCUCUGUAAAAAUGGAUCAAACCAUCAAGUUAGUAGCAUUCACGUGUAAAUCAUUAGCAUAGGACACUGCAUACAGUCAAGGGCUUGCAAUUCAUUAACUUCCUCUUGUGUCCAUAAAUCACCAAUUGUACCAAGUGUCCCUGCUGUCACUGGCAGCGUAAUGUAAGAAGGAUUUACUUAGAGUCGGGCUUAACAACGUGAAGAGAAACUCUUUCCAAGUACACAUCCAGCAAUGUUCACCCAGGCCUUGGCUUCACUCCCAAAUCACAUUAGAGCCACCACGAUGAUGAACGAACACCGCGCUGGCCAUGGCUUUGCAAUGCAGAUAGGCGAGGAGGUGUUGUGAUUAGCUUUUACUUGCUAUGUUGUGGUGCAGGCAGAAGCAAGGAGGAUACCGAGCUAAGUACUGCUUCACCAAUGUACGUGCCUUAUUGUAGACAACCUGGAAGCGAUACAGAUAGACUGCACUUAGACUUCCAGGUAUAAUGAAACUUCUUCGCUUAACCUCUUACAUGCCUUCCAGUUAGUUAACUCCUUAACGUGGGAGUGGAGACAAGGCCUAAAGGAUGGGUUUUUGAAGGGGAACGUAUUUAUAUCUCUAUUUAUGGACCAGGUCCUAAAAUUAGUUCUCAUUGUUCCCUUUGGGAUUGGGCCAGCUGACUCCAGUAAGGGUUUUGUCAAAGUAUUUUGCAAUGUAAGGUCCUACGUGUCAAGUGUUUCACAGCACCUGGUUUAUAACUGGAAUAGCACCAUGAUUUCUCUCGAUGUGUCUGAAGCAAUAACGUCUUCAGAAGAGCUGGUGACAGGUGUUUAGAGGCAUAGCUGGUCAUGCUGUGGCUUCUUGGACAGCGAGGCAAAAAAAAGGAUUUUAUUUAUUCUUUGGAGACUAAAUUAAUGGAAGCCAAUGUGGCAUUGUCUAGUGGGAUGGCACCUCCUGAGUGCUUUCACAGUCUCGCUGCGUGCAGCCGUAGGCAAGUCAUCUAGGCUACAAACAGAUGUUGCAUUUGUCCCGUGAUAUACCAUCCUAUCCUGGGACCAAAUGCAGUCAUUCAGAUGUUCGUGUCCAUUAUCCUGGGAUAAGCCCUAAAAAGGUUCAGGGGAUAAGACGUAUUAAUGGUUUAUCCUGGUAUAUCGCAAAGUGUGUCUGAAUGGUUAAUCUGGGAUUACGUCGCUGCUUCAGAAAAGCAGCAGUGUAUUUAGCUGCUCGAUAAACUCUUUCAAAAGGGCGACGUGUGUACAUGCCAGUCCUGGAAUAUUUCUGUUCUGGGACAAACACAGGCAGAACUGGUCCAGGGACAAAUGCAGCAGCUGUUCCUCGCCUGAACUUUAUAGUGCCUCAUUUUUCCUGUGUGCCUAAUGAGGAAAAUGGUGCUGACCUACCUCACAAGGGUGUUGUGAGGACUGAGGCCCUAAAUCCUGCCACCCUGGUUCCAAAGCCUGAAUAAGGGCUGCAGGAUCUGGCCUCUAAUGAAUCAAUGGAUGUAAGAUGUUUAAUAUUAUUGUUGUUGUUAACGUGACUUUUUUUCUUUAUAGAACUGGAAAAAAUAAUUAUUACUUUGCCUUUAAAAGCAAGGACAUAUCUAUAAAACACCUGGUGUUGGAGAAAGAAAUGUUUCCUGUGCGGAAAACCUUUUAGCUAUUGUUUGAAUUCACUGUGUAAGGGUUUGAUUCUUCACGGUGCUGGACACUCUCAGGUCCACUGACACUUGCUGUUAGCAUCUCCUAAGGAGGUGUGCAGUGGCUCAGACCUGCUGUAGGGGUAUCUAUCUACACCACUACAAAGGGCCAAGGCAGCCUGGGCGGCUGGCUUACACCUACAGGGGGAAGACAGGAAAUCAAAUAGAAAAAGGUGAUAGUGGCUGGUGACCAUCACCCAACAAGCAAAACCUCUUAAUCUAUUAAGCAAGAUGUCAGUUCCAAUAAGAAAUGCUAUGGUUGUGGGGAUCUAGCUUUGCUGAAAUACCUCUAGGAAAACUCAGUGAAAUCAGUGGAAGUUAGAUGCUUAAGCUGCUUAUGUGCGUUAAGGGAUCUCAACUUUGGGUGUGCAAGUACUGCCUAAACUGGAGCACAAGCUGCCUGGCUUUGAGACGCUGUGAUUGCCCUCUACUCUCACUGAUUUCACGGGGUUGGGUCCACCGAUGGUUUUUGCUAUAGGAGGGCCCUUAGCAAACCAUCUCCGACUAUUGGCUGUGAUUUGCUAGCGCAUAAAUUCAGUGCUUGGUUCUCAGUUUUCCUUCCUGUCUAAACUGAUUCUCCUGUGGAAAAGUAUCACUCUUAUGAAACGGAGGUUCCUGUUAAAUGCCGUAACUCAGUCGUUCCUCAGCUCCCCACGCAGAAGCGAGUGGAGGGGAGUUUUCUUAAAUAGGAUGCAUUUAAAUUAUUUGAAUACUUUCCUUUUGGCCAAGGAUAUUUUUUUGCUUCCUGUGCUGCUGCAGGAGUGGAGAUUUAAACUUUCUGUUCCUAUAUGAGCAUGUAAACGGUGUUGUUUAAAUUUCAGGGGGGAACACAGAGAAGUAGAAAGAACAAAACAUGGCUUCAAAUGUCUCGAUCCCUUUUUAUUGAGAUAAUUGAGUCCGCUUUGUACGCGGUAUGGCGCAGUCUUGUAAAUAAUGACACUUUCUUCCUUGCUGAGGCAACUUUGGUGAUUUUUUUUUUUUUUUUUUCUACAAUUGAUUUGUUUUAAUUUAAGUGGGCAAGCCACAGGACAUGAACCUGCCAGACUCAAUCUUUUCUUCAGCACAGAUUGCUUUUCUGGUUACUCAGAGGAAGGCUGGAUUCUCCAUCCCAGUUCACCCUGAAUUUACUGGUGCUGCUGUCACUCCAUUGAAACUGCUUGAGGGACCAGUGGUAGAGAACCAGCCCCAGGGUAUCCUUUGCACCUAAGGGAAGGUCGUCGGAAAAGGAGUUUAGGGUUUCAAGGUGUGUUGUAAAGAUGUGUGAGUUAACACCUAGGCCAGCGGUUCUCAACCUUUUUAGACUCAAGGCAUUCCCUGACAGCCCUUUGGAAUUUGCCACCUUGCAGUUUUCACUUAUUUUUUGACUACUGAACAAUAAUAAAGCAGUUUUUCUGUUGCAAAGAGCUCAGAAAGAACAUGUUGGGUCAGAAAUGUUUUUUUUUUAACACUAUGGUUUUCUGCUUGAAAUCUCUGGGUUUAUCUUGUGAAUCAUGUUUGCACACCUAAUGGUGCCAACUUUGUACACAGCGCGCUUGAAAGGAUCUCAGGGCGCUCCUGGCUGCUGCAGCUCCCUGGUUGAGAAGCACUGUUCUAGGUGCUGGUGUAGACUGUAAUAUGGGAUGAAUUGGUCAAGUUUGAGCCUAGGUUUGUAAAAUGAAAGGGAGGAGUUGCCUCGUGUCAGUGAAGAACAUUUAUUGCUGAAUGCAAACCUUAAGCGGAUGUCCCGAUUGUAAAGCAUACAUGUCAAGGCUUCCCACUUCCCAGCAGUGGGGUAGCUGAUAAUCCAAGCUCGCCUCGAUCUCCGACUAACCAAAGCAGUUUUUACAUAGACCAGGACCCUGGCACCAUUGCUCAUGUUGAGUAGAGCCCCACUCCCCAAGAAGCCCUGUUCAUUUUAACGGGGUUUUCCAUGGGGCUGGGUACUAUAUAUUAAUAAUAAUGCAAGAGCUGGUAUCGAAGACAGGCCCUCCAAGAAGACCAAGGCAAACACAAUGUCCCCAGUGUAACGGACACAAACGGCUUUUCUUCGGCGUCAAGCAUGCAUGUCGUCUUGUUCCAAUGCCUUGAACAAACAUAUUUCUUAAAAAAUUGGCAGUGCAAAGACAACUCUACUCUGUUUCCAACAGUGCCGAGCCACAUCGCCUUCUUGCACUGCAGGGUAGAAAUCAGGAUGGUAACUUGGGGAAGAUAGCCUUUCAGCCUUCCUCAGUAAGUGACUGCUGUAGAUCAAGAGAUGCUGUAAGCUUUGAUGGCCUUAUUCCUCACUGCCAUGUUCCUGGGGGUGCCAAAACCAGGCUUCCCCUCAUGCAGUGUGUUCCUGGCCACAAAAUAUGAUGCCAACAGAGGAUGUGGAAGGACAGCAUUCACAAGUGGCAGCUUCAGGGCCAACAGGCCAGGCCCGUUCCCUCAAUCAUGCUGUGGCAACCACCAGUUCCUCUUUGCUGCAUGAUAGAGCCUGACUCUCUGAGGCUGAAGGCAUGUUGAGUAUCCAGCUGGCAUUGCAAUUGGCAGUAGUGUUUCUGAGGAGCUAACCUACUUCUCUUUUAAAUCCACUUCAUAAUUGAAUCCUUGGUUCAACCCUGUCUUUAUGCUCAAGAAGCAGUGGUUCAGGAUUUUGUCUGCGGAGCAGCAAAUACAGCUUCUUUCUGCCUAGAUCUCCAGGGUUUCAGUGUGGGAGCUCUUAUUAAGGGUAGAAGUGCUAAUGAGAUCUCCCAAAUGGAGGACCAGAGCAAAUAGCUUUGCAUUAGACAGCGUCUGCUAUGUUAGCGCGUGUGCAUCGUGAUUCCCAACAAUCCCACUAACUUCAAUGAGACUACCAGUGAGAAUGAAGAUAUUUGUGUGAGUAACUGCAGGAUGGAGCCUGUAGUUGGCAAAUGAUCAUUCAGACCACAGCAAAGUCCAGGGGAAAUGUAUUUUCUGGUUGGGCCGUGUUGAAUAGGGAGUAGGACCAUUUUUUCUGUCUUUCCUCUUGCAAUUAGAUCUUGUUAGAUGUGCAAGUGGAAAAAAUUGCACUUCAGUAGAAAGAGACUUUGAGUGUAAUAUGGAUUCAGGUCUGGGUCUGAUUUUCCUCAAAGUAAUGAAGCAUUCUGCUUUGGUCCACAAAAAAAUUAAGGCUUAGCCCAGAGGGUCAGCUAAAAUGUGGUGGCUUGUGUUACAAAGGGUGUCACACUAAAUGUUUAUAGCAGUCCCUUUUGGCUUAUACCUGCUCUGCUGCUGUGAAUUUGCAUGGCUUUGUUAAAUUCAGGGUUAUUCUGAUUCGCACCAAAAGAAACUAUGAAUCCAAGAAUUGGAGAAUCCAGCCCUCUUUUCGAGUGACAAGAGCGUUGGCAUAUUCAGAUCUUGCUUUCCGCCUCAGGCCUGUCUCUGCCCUGGAGAGGGAAAUGCCAGAAUAUAGCUGAAAUCAUUCACCAGCAAUAUUUUGGAGCUGGGACAGGGUGGCAACCAGUGGAGGAAAAUAGCCUACUGAAUUUGUUCUGAUGUAAAAAAUGAGACAACAUUUUAAACCAAACAGCCCAGAGGUGUCCCUUACCCUUGUUUGGGAAUUCUGCAGACAGAUUGCAUUUUUAACGCGGUCCCUCUUGCUUUCUAAACCUUCAUGUUGCACACGGAAGGAAGUGUUCAAUCACAAAUCCUUAAUGUUUGGCCUGUUCUGUCGGUUCCCUGAAGGUGAUGGAUUGUUUUGUAUUCUAGCGUGUCUGUGCGAAUAAACGUGUGACUCCCCAACCUC